Molecule: messenger RNA, 4000 nt
Organism: Puntigrus tetrazona (Sumatra barb)
Lineage: Eukaryota; Metazoa; Chordata; Actinopteri; Cypriniformes; Cyprinidae
Gene: fam171a2a
Product: family with sequence similarity 171 member A2a
Source: RefSeq, a predicted model, not a curated record
CGCAACGAAACAUGGAUGAACUGCUACUUAGGAGGAUCUGACGAUGCCGCUGUGAGAAUGCGUCCGCCGCACACCUCCCGCUCUUUUUUUCUUUUUCUUUUCCUCUCUAGUUCUUGGAGGACGCUGGCGAAAUCCCUGCCGACCCCGGGAGCAGUCGAGGUGCUGAUUAAAGUCCGGGUAUUUGACAACAGCGACCUGUCACCUCUAAAGGAAUCCACAGUUCAGGUGUGUGGAAACCAGACGGUCUUAGCAUCCAGCCUUGCAGGGGGAGAUGGGAUUGUCACACUUACGUUCCUGUACCGCCCCGGAACAUGGGUCAUCGUCACAGCAUCAAAGCAUGGAUUUGUCACAAACUCGGCGCCCUGGCAUGCCAGCCGCAUCCCGCUGUAUGCCUCCGUAAGCCUGUACUUGCUUCCCCAGAGACCAGCCACUCUCCUGCUGUAUGACGAUGUGGUGCAGCUACUGUUGGGUUCUCCAGGAUCCCGGAGACAGCCGUGGGUACAGCUACAGAGAAGAGCCAUUCGUCCACCCCUAAACACCUCCCAAAUCACCCUCUCUGCAAUGCUCACCUCUUCCCGCAGUCAGUAUGAGCUUGGGGCUUUCUUACCCCUUGCCUUGGAGAACAACUCGACAGGAUCCAACAGUAGCUGGAUGGAGCUAACUGCUCUAGCUGCAAUGUGUGCUCAGCUCACUGGGCCCAACGGCACUGAGGUCCAAGUAUCAGAACCCAUCCACAUCUCCAUCCCCCUUCCUUCUGAUUCACCUCUCAAGACUGCCACCAGUGUCCCAGUAUGGAGGUUCGAAGACAGGACAGGUCUGUGGGUCAGAAGUGGUGCUGGAUACAUUAAAAAAGAAGGCACUCAGAUGACAUGGAGUUUUGUGGCUCCAAAUUUAGGAUACUGGCUUGCAGCAUUUCCCUCAACCUCAGGAGCAGGCCUGAACACCUCUGGACUAAGGGACAUCACUACCUAUCACACUAUUUUCCUGCUAGCGAUUCUGGGUGCCAUGGCCCUGCUAGUGCUUAUUCUGCUGUGUUUGUUGCUGUACUACUGCAGGAGGCGGUGUCUAAAACCUAGGCAGCAUCGCCGUAAAAUGUACCUUUCAUCCACUCUGGAAAGCUCAAAGAGAGACCAGGGGACAUCCACUUCCCACUUAAAUCUCAUCAGUGGUGGACACAUGGAAACAGCUUCCUCAGCUGCCGAGCAUGACGGCAUAAAAUCUGACCUUUCCUCCAACCGUGAUCUUCACAGCUCUAGAGAGGACUUUUUCAGGCAUGGCCUCAACCAGAGACAGCGGAACUCCAGGAUGAGCGUAGACACAAAGCGAGGAGAGUGCUUCCCUUUAAAGACCACUCGCUCUUCAAACACAGGAACCCGUGACCCGCUCCUGCAGGAUGACUAUAGCAAAGGUUACAGCUCUGCGGAGGACUCUGAUGAACGUAGAUAUCAUCAACACAAUGCUAAAGACAACCAGGGCUAUUCAUCAGACCCACCGUCUCCACCUCCACUUUUGCCACCAUUUACUGGCCACUAUAAGGAUCACAGUCGGGAUAGCAAGCCCCCAGAGUAUUAUGCAUCAGCAGGGGAUCACCUCAGUCGACCCAGUUCCGUUAACACCCAGCCUGGCCAGCUGAUCUUCUGUCACUCCAUGGAGCAGAUGAAGGAGAGCAUGUACCAUAGCAUGGUGCCCACGUUGGUCAUCCCUGCUCAUUAUAUGCAUAUGUCCUCUGACCUAUCAGCUGUGGAACAGGCAAUGGAAAGGCAGCAACAACUGCAGCAUGAUAUGGAGGGCAUCCAGGUUAGCAUGACGCUGCCACGGCAACAAACUCAGCACCAAAAGCAACAACAGCAGCAGCAGGCCAGACAAGAAAAUGAAGAGGAAGAGUCUAGCCAGAAAGCAGAGGGACCUUCAGAGGAGAACUGGGGAUCUGAACAGUCCACUGCCCCAGUUCGUAUUCCUGUCCUUUUCAAUGACUCCACCAUUGCGCAAAUGAAUGGAGAGCUGCAAGCAAUGACAGAGAAGAAGCUUCUGGAGCUUGGAGUAAAGCCACACCCUCGUGCCUGGUUCGUUUCCCUUGACGGCCGCUCAAACUCUCUUGUUAGACACUCCUACAUUGAGCUAAGCAAUGAAGCCCUGCGUGCACCCGUGGCCCCAGCAGUCUAGCACAGGACCACCGCUCUGAAGCACUCCCAUGAAUUCGCGAGAUCUACUCACCGGAAAGUGAAAGAGGAGGGCAAAGCGAAGGAGGGAGGUGAAAGAAAAGCUCAUGGAAAAAUUUAUUCCAAGCUUCCGGUUAUCGAAACACCAGACUCGAGCAGCGAGAGCCAUUCAGCCAUCUACUCACCUGAGGAGAACUCCACGGCGCCACUGCUUGAUGAGACCUCUGAAUCCAGAGGAGGACAUUCCCUCGUAAAAGGUCGCAGUCGGGACAACAGCACCCGAAGUAGUGCCAGCGAGGUCCACAGAGACUCUGUCACCAGUCCUGAUGACGACAAUGAAGCCGACGACAAGGAUGAUGAUGGAGAGAAUAAGAAGAGCCCCUGGCAAAAGCGUGAAGAGAGGCCCCUCAUGGUGUUUAACGUCAAGUAACUCACAUGCUGUCCAGGACUGGUUAUGGCACCAUCUUGGCUAUACUUUAGAUCAGUGGUCUCAAAAUCAAUUCCUUGAGGGCCAGAGCUCUGCCGAGUUUAGCUCCAACUUACACCUGCUUGGAUGUUUCUAAUGUUCCUGAAGACCUUGAUUAGCUGGGACAGGUGUGUUUGAUUAUGGCUGGAGCUAAACUGUACAGAGCUGUGAUCCUCCAGGAACUGAAUUUGAGACCAAUGCCUUAGACGCUUACUAGUGAUGAAGAUGCAGCGCUGGAAAAUAGUCAGAUGACAAUAGCACAAUAAGCACAAUAAGAGACAUGGCACUUACCUGAGUGAUACACAUCUGUUCCAACCAUUAAGACUAGGUACCAAGAAUUAGUGCUGAAUUCCGCUUGUAAAGAAGCAUCUAAAGUCCUCACACCCUUUUAGAUGGCCUUCAGAUGGUUUAAAGAUCUGUUGUAGUUCUGACAGCAGUUCAUGAGGCCAUAACUUUGAAUCUGCACUCUUCUCAAGCAGUUUUCUCGCUUUCCUAAAGUGAUACCCAUUUUUGUAAGAAUGACCAUGAGCCAUUUUAAACGGUAGACUUUGGGAAGCAAUCCAUAAGCCUUAAAGAGCUUUUCCUUUUUAAAAGAAAUAUAAAUGAAAAUGAACAUUAAUGUGAUAUAGGUGAAAAAGAGAGCUUGAAAGAUUUUAUCGGUCUAGAAUGACUUUUAUUAUAGUGGUUUACUCAAAUGUUUAAUUUGUUUAUAUUACUAUAUAGAGCUGAAACAUUAAGAUGUGUGGGAAUCUUACAUUUCACAAACGGAAGUGAAAUAUUUGCUGAAUAAAUUUGCGUGUUUACUCCAAUGUGACUUAUCAAAUCCUAGUGGUUGACACAUAAUGACACUGUAUUUUGUACUGUUGGUAAAAGUUCCCCUUUUGUACUUAUCUAAAACCAGUGUUGCCGUUUUUAAGUAUGUUUUAAGGAGACUGUUUGGAUUAGGAAAGCUGCUCUUAGAUAUGAAUAAAAGGUUCUGCUUAUAUGCUCUACAGAACUCGUUUUGUACUCUGAAUAAGCCUUUCCUGUUGGGUCAGUGCAGCAAUAGGAAUUGUGUUUUGAGGGACUUACCUUGGACACCUGUGAUAAUGUUUUCGCACUAAUCUUUGCUGCAGUGCAUCAGAACUUUAAAUCAGAAACACUGCGACUCUGCUCUGUUAACUGUGGAAGUACAAUUUUGAACCUUUUUCUUUUAUGGACUUUUUGUGUGUGAUUGAAGACAGAUUGUGCUUGAAAUGGAUGUGCAUGGAUGAAUUUACACAAAAAUGUUGUACCAAGUAUUUUUUUAAAAACAAGUAUUGCUUGAUUAAGCACUCUUACUAAACUCUGUGAACCACUUAUUUGUAAAUAACACCUUAGUAAAUUUACACUCUCA